ACAAAACGAGGAAGAAAAAGCAGAAGCAGAAAAGGCAGCAGUUGGAAGUCGACUGUCACCGCUGGGACAAAAACAGUUCACCUCGAGCCUCCCGGACACCAUGAAACACACUCUGCUGACUGAAAGCAAGCUUUCAAUUUAUUAUUAUUAAAUAACAAUAAAAAGCAUUACGUUUAUACAGCUAAAAACAGAUGCGCUUCGUCUCGAGUCGUCCUCCUCUUCUAUCGGCGUGAGCUAGCUUAGCCUGUUAGCUUAGCGGUUAGCAGGACACCCACUCUCCCUUGCGUGCAGAAGUUAGCGCUACCAGGACCGGACAAAUCCAUCUGGAUUUGCACCCUAAAGAGCCUCGGGCUUCACAACCGUAGCGUCAGCAGCUGUAAAUGCGGCUUUUUUAAAAACACGUAUUCAACGUUUCGUCUUUGUUUUUACGAACAGGACAGAAUCCUGCAAAACAAGGAAGUGUUAAUGAACUUCACUGCCAGCUAGCGCAACGCUAGCCCUGCAGCGGCGCUGCUUCAUUGCGCUGCUUUGCUUCUGCAGCUGAAAAAGGGUCCUCGCAGCCUCCUCCCCCUGUCCCGCAGUGCCCGUACGGGUCACCUGGCAAAGCGAGUGUCCACAUACCCGCUGCUGGUCGUCCCGCUUCGCCUCUCAGUUAACAUUAGUUAUCCAAGCAGCCGCACGAGUCUCUGAGAUGAUCCCCGACAAAGUGCCGAAGGAAGACGUCUUCCACGGGUCCGAGGACUUGAAGAAGACGGCUCACAUCCCCAGCUUUGAGAUAUAUAAAGAGCUCUACUUGAAGUCCAUCGAGAAUCCCGAUGAGUUCUGGGGGGACAUUGCCAAAGAUUUUUUUUGGAAGACCAACCACACGGGUCCGUUCCUCGACUACAACUUCGAUGUGACGAAAGGAGAAAUAUUCAUCAAGUUUAUGGAAGGAGCUUCCACCAAUAUCUGCUACAACAUCCUCGACCGCAACGUCCAUGAGAGGAAGCUCGGCGAAAAAGUGGCCUUCUACUGGGAAGGCAACGAGCCCGGUGAUGCGCUGACGGUGACCUACAGAGAGCUGCUGCAGAAGGUCUGUCGCUUCGCCAACGUCCUCAAGUCUCAGGGAGUGAAGAAGGGUGACGCGGUGUCCAUCUACAUGCCCAUGGUGGUGGAGCUGGUCGUCGCCAUGUUGGCCUGCGUCCGCAUCGGAGCCGUUCACUCCAUCGUGUUUGCAGGUUUUUCUGCAGAGUCUCUGUGUGAGAGGAUCAUGGACUCGCAGUGUUCGCUGCUCAUCACAGCAGAUGGUUUCUAUCGAGGAGAUAAGCUGAUCAACCUGAAGCUCUUAGCUGACGAAGCGUUACAGAAAUGCAGAGAGAAAGGGUUCUCUAUUCAGAGGUGUAUAAUGCUGAAACAUCUGUCCAAAGAAGCAGAAGAGACACUACUGGGCUCUCAGUCUCCUCCCGCCAAACGCCCCUGCUCUGAUCUGCAGCAGGAGAAACAGGCAGGGAGAGCAAAGAAAUCACAUCCUGUACCGCAGGUCCCGUGGAACCCCGAGGUGGACUUGUGUUGGCACGCUCUGGUCCGUGGAGCUUCAGACGAGUGUGAACCGGAGUGGUGCGCUUCUGAGGAUCCUCUCUUCAUCCUCUACACCAGUGGCUCGACCGGUAAACCAAAGGGAGUUCUCCACACAGUCAGCGGCUACAUGCUCUACACCGCCACAACCUUCAAACUGGUAUUCGAUUACCAGCCUGACGACGUCUACUGGUGCACGGCGGACAUCGGUUGGAUCACCGGACACUCCUACAUCACCUACGGCCCGCUGGCCAACGGGGCCACCAGCGUCCUGUUUGAGGGCCUUCCUACUUACCCGGACGUAAGCCGCAUGUGGGAGAUUGUGGACAAAUAUCACGUGAGCAAGUUCUACACGGCGCCGACCGCAAUCAGACUGCUGAUGAAGUACGGCAGAGAGCCGGUGCAGAAGUAUAAGCGAGAGUCUCUGAAGCUUUUGGGGACGGUGGGAGAGCCCAUUAACCCCGAGGCCUGGCAUUGGUACUACAGCGUGGUGGGGGAGAAGAGAUGCCCUAUCGUUGACACCUUCUGGCAGACAGAAACUGGUGGCCAUGUGCUGACUCCUCUACCUGCAGCAACACCCAUGAAACCCGGAUCUGCUACGUUCCCGUUCUUCGGAGUGGUACCAGCCAUCUUGAAUGAGUCUGGAGAGGAGCUGGAGGGGCCGAGUGACGGAUACCUGGUAUUCAAACAGCCGUGGCCCGGCAUGAUGAGAACGGUGUACGGAAACCAGCAAAGGUUUGAAACCAUCUACUUCAAGAAGUUCCCUGGAUACUACGUGACGGGAGACGGUUGCCGUAGAGACAAGGAUGGCUACUACUGGAUAACGGGGAGGAUAGACGACAUGCUGAAUGUCUCUGGUCACUUGUUGAGUACAGCGGAGGUGGAGUCGGCUCUGGUGGAGCACCAGGCUGUUGUAGAAGCUGCCGUUGUGGGCAGACCUCAUCCUGUCAAAGGCGAGAGCCUCUACUGCUUCGUAACCCUCACGGACGGAGUGACGUUCAACCGGACGCUGGAGGCAGAGCUGAGAAAACAAGUGCGGGAGAAGAUUGGUGCCAUCGCAACACCAGACUUCAUUCAGAAUGCUCCAGCACUCCCCAAGACCAGAUCUGGUAAGAUCAUGCGGCGGGUCCUCCGCAAAAUCGCCUGUGAUGAACGCGACCUGGGCGACAUCUCCACGCUGGCCGACUCCUCCGUGGUGGAGCAGCUCUUUCAUAACCGCUGCCGCAUGGCCGUGUGACGGCGUGCGGGAUCCUCGCACGGAGGCCUUGACUGCCGCCGCACAACCAGCAGCCACAAAGGAAACCGUGGGGAGAUGAUGAAGCGGCGGAGGAGGAGGAAUCCCAGGAUUGUCCAACAAACAACCUUAUAGCUCCUUUAUGCGGGUGGCCGACGUGCAGCAGAGCCCGUAUUUAAAAUGACCCCACUGUCCUUUUUAAUGUAAGAAAAAUCCGCAGGAGGGAGAGACUGUCUGCUCACGUUUCCCCACUAAUCUAGUAGUAGUCAUUUUGGCAGCAGAAGGACACACGUCCAUUGACCCAUAUGUGUUCCCAACAGAGUUGGACGUUGCUCUGUAUGACCGCCAAAAGCUUGAGGUUGUUUUCUGUGAAAGACCCUUCUGCAGUCUAACUCUGUUGACACGUAGCUUGCUUUUAUCCUCGCCAAUAGCGCACAGCGACGUCGGCUGCCUAACAGCUGGGUAAAAGUGUAAAUUCCGUUUUAUUACAUUGGUUUGCUCGUAGUUGAAGUGUCCCUACACUGGAGUGAGGCUAAUGCGAGGUGCUACCUGUAACUUGCCUGUUUAAUUCUACACAUGGUCCUCUCCCCUCCCUCGCUGCCAUAGUAGCUACAGCUUUUAUUUUCUAUUAUAAUUCUAAUUUCUAUUAUAAUUUUCUAUACUAUUUUAAUCCGCCUGAUUUUUGCUCUAGGAUUCCUCUUUAUCUCCGCUCGUACGUUCUUUCUCCUCUUUGUCUUGAAGCUGCUCAGGAAGCUUCUCUUUAGGUUCGGUGGAAUCAGGGAAAGUUCUCCCAGCGUCACGUCACAUGGUCCAAUCCGCUCACGUCCGCUCCGAACCAGCUGCAGCUCUGAUGUGGAAGAUAGAUGUUUCUUUUACUAUAUCCUCUCAAAUUGACAGUUGAUCCAGAAUAAAAAAAUGAGCAUCUUUUAAUCCGGAGAGGAGAGGCCGGCGCUCGUUACGGCGAGCGAUGUGGCGUUAGGUGAGCUAGCGACGUGAGUUUGCUGUAAACACGAGAACAAGCCUCUCGUCUAGGAUUUGACGGACGUCUCCCCCGUGUCUCUACACUCCAUGUUGGUAAGCUAGCAAACGCAAUCCCAGACUGCUGUUAUCAUGCAAGUAUCAUUUGGAUUCAGUCAAAUAAUCGCCUCUAUUUUGGAUCAUGAUAUGGUACUAAUAUUAAUAAAUAGGUAGUUGCCAUAUUUCUUCUUGACUGACGUCACAGCUGCGAUUCGAGCAAAUUCUCUGAGUGCACUGAACCAGAAGCAGGACCUCACAUCAAUCUCAUCAGCCUUUCAUGAUUUUAAAUUGGUUGCUGUUUGUGUUUCAAUGUGCCAACAUACAUAACUGUUUGGCUGGGUGUAUAAAGCUAAUAAUUGUAUAAUGUCCAUGGGAAAAAAGGUGCAGCUGCAUAUUUGAUUAAGAAGAUUUUGAUGUGUGCUUGUACAAUAACUAGGGAAGGAGAGAGAAUUCAUCUGUUUGUAUUUUUAUUUUCUCUGUUCAUCCUCAGUUGUGUUGUUAUUUCUCUGUAUCAACGUGUAUGCAAUGACAGUAAACGGACGUGACUACUGCCUCUCAUCCUCUG
Molecule: messenger RNA, 4370 nt
Organism: Gasterosteus aculeatus aculeatus (three-spined stickleback)
Lineage: Eukaryota; Metazoa; Chordata; Actinopteri; Perciformes; Gasterosteidae
Gene: acss2
Product: acyl-CoA synthetase short chain family member 2
Biological process (GO): acetyl-CoA biosynthetic process
Cellular component (GO): cytoplasm
Molecular function (GO): acetyl-CoA synthetase activity
Source: RefSeq, a predicted model, not a curated record